AUGGGAAAAGAUUCUACUGAUGAAGCUCAUUUGGUUAAGGGAGCUCAACACGAUUCGAGUAAAGAACGUGGUCGGGACCACGAUUCAAGGACAUCUCGGUCGAAAGCGAAACUCGCAGAGGUGGAACGACCAAAGGAAGAAGAGAAAGAAAAAAAGAAAGGACGGAAGGAAAAAGACAAACAAGAGAAGGAAGACCGAGUAGACCAUGCUUCCAAGAGAAAGCACACGGAAGGGGAAAGAACCAAAAUGAAGAAAGCCGUUUCCACGUCGGAACAACGAGACGCACCGAAAGAAGGAAGGAGAUCACCAAAUGCUGGCGAUGAACACACUGCAAAGAUAAGCAAAAGCACCAUGAAAGACCGCCAAUUGGACGACGAUGCCACGAACAGCAGUUCCAAGGAGGUUGACGAAGAUCAACAUAGUCUCAUUCUACAAAGGGAAGAAGAAACCUUCCUCGCUGAAAGGAAGAUGAAGACAGGAAGCUUUAAGUCAAGUGAUAAAAACGAAAUGGGCAAGCGAGAAUUAAAUGAACAUAGCAACCACAGUGAUGAUGCCAGUAAUAUAAACAAAGGAAAAAGUGAAAUUGACAGCAGAAUCAAGAGAAAAAUGCAUUCGUUAAAGCAAAAUGAGGAGAAGAAGAAAAAAAAAACAGAUGCAGAUAAUGCUCCUUCCAUUGCUUCCGACUCGUCCGAUGAGGCAGACGUAGCUUCAAAGGAAAAAUCUAGUCAUAACAGCACCACUGCGUUGUUUGACAGGAAUAGCAGAGAUGAUGGAAGGGAGAAAAGGAGAUAUGGCUCCCAGGAGAACCACGCCAUUUUUGCAGAUGAGGCCCUAAAAGGAUACCCACGCAUUUUCGUAACUAGACUUCCCUUCGAAGCUGGCAAAAAGGACCUAGAAAAGUACUUCUCCAAAUAUGGGACAAUAGUAGACAUUUAUGUAUCCAAGAAUUUGUCGAAUAACAAAAACAAGGGGUUUGGAUUUGUGUCGUUCGAAAAGCAGAGCUCCAUGGAUAAGGUCCUGACGGACAAGCUGCACAUCAUCUGCGGCAAGGAAAUCGUCGUGGACGUCGCUUCCCUGAGGGACAACAGAAGCAGACACCUUUUCCACCUGCCGUCGGACCACUACCUAGCCAAAUACCCGAAGAACGACAGGAACUCCCCCACCAGGGCGCACAACAAUCUAGUCGAUUUCAACAACUACCAAUAUAUGUAUAAUAGAACAGCGAACAUAGGAGACAUGUCCAAAAAUAUUGACAACAAUUUAGUCAUGCAAAACUUUUACAAUCUAUGCCCAACGUACAACAUACUAGGCAAUCGAAUGAACAACAAUAAACACAUUUACAAGAACAAUAUGUCUAUGUCCUUCUUACCCCCCACGGGUUACAAUAUGGACCCCGCAUAUUUCAACAAUCAGCAAAUGCCCUACCAGAACUGUCUGGACUAUAUGGGCAAUGAGUACUACUGGAAUAUGGCCAAUUAUUACAACUGGAACAAUAUGAUGUUACAUAAUGAGAAUAUGUACAACGCAAACGCGAAGCAGAUGGAAUACCCCUACUACCUUUGUAACGGCCAGUACAUGAAUCAGAACGCCCUCCCCCCAAUUGCCAAAGGCAAAUCGCCACGAAAAAGUAGCGCAAGCGAGGAGAGCAUCUCGAAGUACCCCCAGAGUGUCGUCCCAAGCGGGAGCUACCGUCCCUCCGGUCACCCAUUUGUGCGAAAGUUACCAGGCGGAGACGAGUGGAACAAACGAGGAUACAAGCUGUUCGUCACCAAGUUGAAUAGCGUCACCACGACCGAAUCGCUGAGGAAUUACUUCGAAACCUUCGGCGAGAUCAUCGACAUUUACAUGCCCAACGACGUGUGCACAAACAGACCCCGCGGUAUCGCCUUUGUUACCUUCCUGGACAACGAAUGCGUGAAGAAAAUUCUGUCGAACAAGAACUCAAAGCAUAUAAUUGAUGGGAAGGAGGUGGUUGUUGAUCUUGCAGACCCAGAAACGAAGACGAAGAAGAAUUUGUAUUACCCCUGA
Molecule: messenger RNA, 2028 nt
Organism: Plasmodium inui San Antonio 1
Lineage: Eukaryota; Apicomplexa; Aconoidasida; Haemosporida; Plasmodiidae
Exons: 9
Coding region: 1-2028 (675 amino acids)
Molecular function (GO): RNA binding
Source: RefSeq, a predicted model, not a curated record